AUGUUCAGGAUCUUUCGCCUCCCAACCCCAGGCACCGCUGGGCCGGCACGCUGCUGGUACGUCCACAACCUCCACCGCUACGAAUUCAGCCUCCAGUUCGACAUCCCCGUCACCUACCCUGCCACCGCCCCCGAGAUCGAGCUCCCUCAGCUCGACGGGAAGACUCACAAGAUGUACCGCGGUGGCAAGAUCUGCUUGACCGUUCACUUCAAGCCCCUGUGGGCCAAGAACUGCCCUCGGUUCGGGAUAGCCCAUGCCCUCUGCCUAGGGUUGGCCCCCUGGCUUGCUGCUGAGACCCCUCUUCUUGUCGACUCCGGUAUGAUCAAGCACAAGGAU
Asparagus officinalis (garden asparagus) is the source of this 336-nucleotide messenger RNA. RefSeq names its product ubiquitin-fold modifier-conjugating enzyme 1. The record is from RefSeq and is a predicted model, not a curated record. Gene Ontology annotation, molecular function: UFM1 conjugating enzyme activity. The annotation marks the transcript as partial. NCBI's taxonomy places the organism in Eukaryota, Viridiplantae, Streptophyta, Magnoliopsida, Asparagales, Asparagaceae. Gene Ontology annotation, cellular component: cytoplasm. The transcript has 2 exons. Gene Ontology annotation, biological process: protein K69-linked ufmylation.